Styela clava is the source of this 3059-nucleotide messenger RNA. RefSeq names its product guanine nucleotide-binding protein subunit alpha-14-like. Gene Ontology annotation, molecular function: guanyl nucleotide binding; G-protein beta/gamma-subunit complex binding; G protein-coupled receptor binding. Lineage: Eukaryota; Metazoa; Chordata; Ascidiacea; Stolidobranchia; Styelidae. The record is from RefSeq and is a predicted model, not a curated record. Gene Ontology annotation, cellular component: heterotrimeric G-protein complex; cytoplasm. Gene Ontology annotation, biological process: adenylate cyclase-modulating G protein-coupled receptor signaling pathway.
CAGAAAUAAAUUUUAUUGUAAAUAGGACCAGAUUGGGCUUAUUUGCUCGUUGAUCAAAAAUCGGAAUUUACGUUCACGUUCUAACAAUCUGGAAGGCUUUGUUAAGAGCGCAAAAAUGUCAAGUUUGGUGUCCUGUCUUCUAGGCAGGGAUGAUAGCUCGGCCAAACAAAUAAGCAGGCAAAUAGAACAACAGCUCAAGGAUGACAAGAAGACGGCACGAACCCAAGUGAAACUAUUAGUGCUAGGUACUUCUGAAAGCGGAAAAUCAACAUUUUUGAAACAGAUGAGGAUUAUACAUGGGACGGGAUAUUCAGACGAAGAAAGAUUAACAUUUGUGUCACUGAUUGCGCAAAAUAUCCAUUCAUCGAUGAGAAUUCUCAUAAAAUCUAUGAAGUAUCUGAAUAUCAGCUUUGAAAAACACGAAAAUGAAGAAAUCGCUUUUAAUUAUGAAGACAGUGAAGCCGAAACAGAAACCAGUUCGAGUCUCUCACUCAAAACUGGAAAUGAUUUUGCAAAACUAUGGAAUGACGCGGGUGUACAACAGUGCUUUGCAAGACGAGAUGAAUUUCAACUUUCCGAUUCUACCGCAUAUUUUAUGAAUAAUCUAGAACGGAUAUCAGAAAAGGGCUACAUCCCGUCGUUACAGGAUGUACUUCGCUCACGUAUGCCGACAUCUGGAAUUCGUGAAUAUCAAUUUGAUAUCGGUAACUUUGUUUUCGGUAUUGUUGACGUCGGAGGACAAAAAUCAGAACGCAGGAAAUGGAUUCAUUGUUUCGAGAAUGUUACUUCAAUUAUAUUUCUUGCUGCACUAAGCGAAUACAACAUGACUAUUCCACUGGAAGAGGUUAGUCAAGAUUUACGUGCUAGUUUACGUCACAACCAACGUCGACAAGCAAUGCGGGCGAAAACAACAUUGAAUAAAGCAGCAAGUAGUACCGGAUUCGGAUUUACUAACGGUCUCGCUGGACUCGAUAUGGCAAACGGAGGGCACCACGGAUCGUCACAACAUCGGAAAAUAAAAUCAAGGCCAUCGAACAGAAAACACUUUUCUCCAACCGAUUUUCCUCGAACGGCUCUUAGGUCGACGCCGUCAUCUUUGGAAGAAUCUCCUGACCAGAAUGGAAAUACGAGGAAAAAAUCUGACGACUCCUCUAGAUCUGCCGAACCUUCCUUUGCACCUUCUCACAUCAAUCGAAUGAAAGAAAGUCGUGCACUCUUCAAAACAAUAAUUUCGUGCGAAUAUUUCACUAAUACAUCAGUGAUACUAUUUCUAAACAAAAAAGACAUUCUCGCAGAAAAGAUCGCAACAUCACACAUUUCAGACCACUUUCCUGAAUUUGAAGGCCCCAAAUGCGACGCUGAGGCGGCAAGAAACUUUAUUUUGACAAAAUAUGCCGAUUGUUUUGAAAGAAGGCGCACGCCAAAGCGGGACUUGUAUGCACAUUUCACGUGUGCCACAGACACCAGAAAUAUUAAAUACGUUUUCGCAGCGGUGAAAGACAUUAUUCUUAAAAAUUAUUUGAUUACAUAUAACCUGGUAUAAGAUAAAUGCAACAUUUUGUUUAACAAGUAAUUCUGUUUGAAAAAAGACCCUGCGAAAAAUACCUCAUUUAUAGUAUUUUAACAAGUUUGGAAAUUUUUGCUUAUUAUAAACAAGCAUAAAACACUGCCAGAGUCGAACUUCAAAAACUAAAUAUUAACUUGAAAUGAAAUGUAGACGAUAAAAUCAAACAGCUUGGCAUGAUAAUACAUUCCAAUUACUUGUUUUCUAUCUUUUUAAAUCAGCUUCCGGUUUUGAUAGUGUUAUGGCAUAUAUAUAUAUAUAUACCCUGUAAUGCUUAAUAAAGCGCGCUUGAGAGAAGGCUGUGAAGUACUUGCCCGUGCCAAACAAACAUAUUGUAAAUGUAAUAUUUUUUUCGCGAAACGUCAGUGAUCAGACCCAUGUUCCUCCUAUAUUAUCAUUACAGUAUUAGCUUAUUUUCAAAUAUUGAUUUGAAAAAUUUCGAUGUGUCACAUGCGUUGUGUUCGUAAAAUAUGAACAGCACAGAUAUAUAUAUAUAUAUAUAUAUAUAUUGCGUGUUUUUUAAAAGGGUUUUAUUUAUCAAACGUGAAACCAACACAAACUAAAUGUUGGCGUGGUUCACACGAAUUUUAAACCAAACACUGUUUUUCGUUUUAAAAAAUCCCCGACUGUAUUUGUCAACUUUGACUUUCACUUUUGCACCUAUUUUUAUUCUUUAUAAUGCGAUGUGGCUAAAAGAGGGUUGAUGUUAAAGAUAUUGAAAUUCUUUUUUUUUCAAACUGAAGUUGCAAUUUGGGACCUGCAUUCGCACUGCGUCAAAUCACUGCGUUGUCUACGAUAGGAUCCGCUCGAUUUGAAUCAUCGAUUUGAAGUAUUACAUUGUGGACCUUGCAUUUAAGCAAAAAUAUUGGUAUUUAAUCCAGAUCAUAAUAAUCGCUGAUUUGUUUGCUGAUUUCCCUUUUUAUAGCGAAAUCCUAAUCUAGAUUAUUGUUUAUUGCGCUCAUUUAAUUUCAAAUGAUAGUGUGAAUGGGGUACAUGCCGAAUUCGCGUCCUUCAAGAAUUCUAUUGUUCAGCGUAUAUUUCAUAUUACAAUUUAAAAAUUAAUGAGAUUAUGCUGUCUCACCGGCAACUGAUCAGACUCCCGAUUGGCAGUGAACUUGUAUGUUCUCAAGCGUGUUUGUUUUGACGCGAGUACUUUUCGUUAUACAUCCAAAAUUAAUCAUAUUGUACAGUAUCGUUACACCAAGUACUUUCCCGAUGCAUUCCGAUAUUUCAGUUCCCCCAGACUGUUCAAACCAGAUGCUAUACAUAAACUUUUUAACUUGAAGCUGGCAUGCUGUUCUCUCCAGUAUACUGUAAGAAAAUAUCAAAACCUAUAACGAUUUAUUUUUCGUUUAGUGUUGUUUUCGUGCUUAUUAUUUUGUUUUGAAAUAUAAUUAUUAUUAAUGUUUGUUGUGAUAUGAUUAUGCUUUUUAACGGAAAUUGCCAUACUUUGUUUUCAUGUUUUCGAUGAUGCAAUAAAAUUGUUGCUUUAUCA